UGUUAACCUCACAGCACAGCAUAUUACUUAUGUACGGCUCUAGCGAUCUCGAGUAAAGAGAGUAAAACCGCAACAGGCAUCUAUUUUAUCUUGGCGCUAAGUGCUGGCAGCUGGCAGUAGUAGUGCGUUGCAUAAGCGCAUGGGCAGACGUGUAUUUGAGACCUGUAGCUGUGGAGCAUCAACUCCAACGGAUCUCAUAUCUGGAACUUGUGACUUCAUUUUCGCAUGAUUUACUGCGUCUUUUUGCAAGUGCAUGCAAUAGGCUUUAUCGUUUGGUCUAGAUGCUACCCAAAAAACUACACCCGUACAGUUCGAUCCAUGUGAUCUAGACCAUAACCAGCCAACCUACAUGGUCUGGUAAUUUGUUUAUGGAAGGUAUCCUGGCGUAGAGGCUGACAUUAUUUUAGUUUCAGCGCAUAACUAGGCAAACAUUUCGUGUGAUGGGACUCUCCAAACUCUGAAGGAGUGUCACUGAAGUGGGAAGACUGGGAAAACGAGAGGACUAGAGGAGAAAGAUGGAGCCCAUAUCUUUAGAUGGGGCUGCAACGGUGGAGGAGCUGGUGGAAGCGUGCAUUCAAGCCUUCAAUGAGAAGGGCACUUUGAAGGACCCCUCCGUAGUGCGCAUGUUCCUCAUGAUGCACCCGUGGUACCUCCCGUCCACCGACAUGGCUAAGAAACUACUGCUCAAAUCGCAGGAGGAGAGCUGUUCUGCUGAACGCAGGACAAGAAUCUGCCACCUGGUGAAGUACUGGAUUUCGGAGUUCCCGGCAGAGUUCAAUCUGAACCCAGAACUGGCAGAGCAGAUUAAAGACCUCAAGGACCUAUUGACCACUGAGGGGAACGAGCGCCAGAGUCAGCUCAUCGACAUCGACAGUGUACCGUCGUACAAAUGGAAGCGUCAGGUGACCCAGCGGCAACCCUCUAUGUCCAAGAAGAGGAAGAUGUCUCUGCUGUUUGACCACCUGGACUCCUGUGAGCUGGCCACACACCUCACCUACCUGGAGUACAAGUCAUUCUGCAAGAUACUGUUCCAGGACUACCACAGCUUUGUGAUGCAUGGCUGCACGGUGGACAACCCCAUCCUGGAGCGCUUCAUCACCCUGUUCAACAGUGUGUCUCAGUGGAUCCAGCUGAUGGUGCUCAGCAAGCCCACCGCCCCCCAGAGGGCUGCUGUCAUCUCCCACUUCAUCAGGGUGGCUCAGAAACUGCUCCAGCUUCAGAACUUCAACACUCUGAUGGCGGUGGUGGGGGGGCUCAGUAACAGCUCUAUAUCUCGCCUCAAAGACACCCAGUCACACAUCAGCAACGAGACCAACAAGGUGUUCAACAGUCUGAUUGAGUUAGUGACGUCUUGUGGGAACUACAGCCAGUACCGCCGCCGCUUCUCCGAGUGCACAGGCUUCCGCUUCCCCAUCCUGGGCGUGCACCUCAAGGACCUGAUUGCCGUGCAUGUGGCGCUGUCCGACUGGGCCGACCCGGGCAAGAGCAGGGUCAACCUGGCUAAGUGUCAACAGCUGUAUGCCAUCCUCCAGGAGCUGGCGUUGAUCCAGACCACACCGCCCACCAUUGAUUCCAACACUGACCUGCUCAAUCUACUCACAGUGUCUCUGGACCAGUACCACACCGAGGAGGAGAUCUACCAGCUGUCUCUACAGAGAGAGCCACGCAGUGCUAAACCAGCAAACUCUGGCCCUGCCCCUGCUCCCGCCCCCAAGCCCUCUAUGAUUGACGAGUGGGCAGCGUCUGUGAAGCCCAAAGCAGACCCUGCGGUCAUCAACAAACACAUAGAGAAGAUGGUGGACUCUGUCUUCAAGAACUUUGACACGGACGGGGAUGGUCACAUCUCCAGGGAGGAGUUUGAGAUCAUCAGGGACAACUUCCCCUACCUCAGCAAGUUUGGAGAACUGGACAAGAACCAAGAUGGGAAGAUCAGCAGAGAGGAGAUGAUUGACUAUUUCAUGAAGGCCAGCUCUCUGCUCAACUGUAAGAUGGGCUUCAUCCACACCUUCACAGAGACCACCUACGUCAAGCCCACCUUUUGUGAACACUGCACUGGCUUUAUAUGGGGCUUCUACAAACAGGGAUACAAGUGUAAAGCUUGUGGAAUUAACUGUCACAAGGCGUGUCAAGGUCGUCUGGCGGUGGAGUGUCGUAAACGGACCAAGAGCAUUAGCCACGAGCACGCACCCUCUCUCCAGGCACGCUCCUACAGCUUCCCCCCUCCGGCCAACAGCCCACCCAGCCUACAGAACACAGGAUUCUUCAGAUUUGGGGUCACUCAAGAACCGGUAGCAUCAUACUUCAGCCAGGUUGUCUUUACAGAAGGUUAUGAGAUGGAAUGUGAUUGUAGAGGAAGACCUAGAGGCUGUGGAGGAAGGAAUGUUUGAUAUCCAUCUAUAACCAGAAGUCUGCAUUCAGCCUAACACAGCUGGGAGGAAACAACAGAAGAUGUGAGCCAGAAGCAUAGCCUACUAUGGCGGCCUUAGUGCUGGAGUCUGUUCAGAAGGGUGCAAUCUGUCAUCUGUCAACGAGACACUAUUCCCUCUUCUAUAUGACCGACGAUCAUAUCUCCUCUACGUAAUGGAUUCUGAACAUUGCAUGUAGAAAUGUAAUGAAUAGAGCAGACACGAUUCCCUCUUCUUUGACAGACAAUCAUGUCUGCUCUUUUCAUUCCAUUUCUAUAUUUAACGUUCAGACUGUCUCGGAUAGAAAUCCAUUGUGUAGAAGAGGGACUGGUGUAAGCUCUUCAUUCCAUUUCUAUCUGCAAUGUUCAGUGUGUUUCACAUCACUGACUGAACACCCCCGGUGAGACUUCCAGAGAGAGAAAUGAAAUUGCACUGAACCCAACACAGGAUACAGACAUGCUGUCACAUCGUGGACAAAAACUGCAACUGCAUAUCUUCAAGCACUCAAUACUUCUUCCUCUGUGUAUCUCUACUCCCUUUAAACAAGUGAACGUGAUUUUUGACGAGAAUAUCUUUCUACGUUAAAUCUGCAUUUUAGAUUCUGGAUAUGGGCCCAUUUUUUCAUCUCUUACAUAGUUUUAAGCACUGGAUAUAGAAAAAAAAUCCACAAUUGUAUUUUCAGGGUAGAGAUGUCAUUGGGUUAGUGUAAUGUUAUUGCCUCCAAGUUUCAGUGGUGUUGUGUUUUCAGUGCAUUUAGCUGUACAUUCUUCUAAAUUACUAACCUAAAUGUCUCUCCAAAAUACAAGAGGUGCUGUUGUUGCCAAGAAAGAAUGUAUAGGCUAGAUGCCACCCGGACUUCCGUCUUUCUGAGAAAGCUUUGCUUUUGUCUUAGUCGUUUGUCAUCUUGUUGAUUUUAGUGAAUGGUAUGAGAGAAAUUUCAAACACCCAUGUGUUCGAUGUCCGAGAUGAAAUGUUUCAGCUCCCGAUCUAACUGUUGACUGCAUUCCUGGAUUGGGAAUCUCACUUGGAUCGAUCGCGACAGCAACAAUAUCAACGACCCAAAUGGACUGUGGGAAAACUCCAGAAUUGGAAUAUUAUUAGAAUGCUGACGUAUUUCCCGUCCUCCUGUUACCUGAAUAUUAAUGACUGUUCUAUGGUAAUUUGACUGUGGUGCGUAAAGCAUGGUAUGUGGUUAUUAUGGUCUGUCUCUGUGCAUGGGCCACUGUACCUUUCCUCUCUGUAAUUUUGGAUGUAGUUUGAAACAGUGAAUAUUAUAUAUCGUCCUGACAUUUGAACUCUUUUAUGAGACAUGUUAAAGCCUGUAUUUUAUCCUUCUGAGACCCAGUAAAAAAAAGGGAUGGAAAAAGGGAUGUUUUGUGGGGGUGUACAAAGAAAAUAAUUUGAACAAAUAUUGUUUAUUUGAUGUGCACUGUAGUGGAUAUAAGCGGGUGAUGGUAAAUAUGGAACAGUGCAGUAAGUGAAGAGCAUAGUUUUGAUGUCCACUACAGAGGACUUUAAUGAACACGCUCUUAUUGUUUCUUUUCUUUUUUUUAACCAAGGAGAGAAAGUUGCAUGUGAUAUCAUUGAAACUCCCAUAACGUCCUCUCAAAGGUAGAACAGCACAAAGUAACUGACCUGUGAUUCCAGAUUUGUAUGAUAUGUGACCUAUGAUUAAUUACAAUAUGAGUCAAAUAGUUUACCUUAAAAAAACAACAAAUGUAAUUAAGUGUGUUUAAAUAAGCUUUUUUGUGUUCGAAUGGUGUGGCCGUUUUACCCGGUCAUAACAAAAAAAAACAUGAUGAACAUAGAUCGCUGAUUGGCCAGCUCAUCUUCCGCUGGUGUAUGACAAUCAUACGCUGAGGAAAUAACAUGCAUUUAAAAAAAAACAGUUUUGUUUGAGAUACACAUUUUUUGAAGUGUUUUUUAUUUUGUAUUUUUAUUUAUUUUUACAAUUUAUGCUUUGGCUACAUCGGAGUAUAGGACAAGUCAACUACAUUAUUUGGGUUUGAGUUAACAGAAUAUGAACUUUUAAAUGUUUUUAACAUGUAUGGCCUCUGAGAUAAGGACCAAAAAUUAAUGUCCAUUAAGAGUGGAUAAAAAGGAAUUGCUGGGCAUUAGGAGGAUAUCAAAUAUGCUUCUGAUUCCAUCGAGGUGAUCCACUCUUGCCGAAUGUCUUUUCUGUGUAUUUUUAUGUAGCACGCAUAUAUAUCUUCUUUUUUUUAUGGCAAUAUGAAAUCCUAUAGGCGAGUGUCCUAAAUGUAGUAGUUUGGAGUCUAUAAGAGUCCUACAGUGGAGGUGUCAUAAUACCCAUAAAACCUAGUGGUCAACAGAGAAAUUUGUUUUUCCGCCAUACAAUUUUUCCCAAAGGGGAUUUUAGAAACGCUUCAAAUAAUAUAAUAAUAAUAAUAUAUGCCAUUUAGCAGACGCUUUUAUCCAAAGCGACUUACAGUCAUGUGUGCAUACAUUCUACGUAUGGGUGGUCCCGGGGAUUGAACCCACUACCC
This is a messenger RNA of Oncorhynchus gorbuscha (pink salmon), 4909 nucleotides long. RefSeq names its product RAS guanyl-releasing protein 2-like. Bases 516 to 2387 code for a protein of 623 amino acids. Gene Ontology annotation, cellular component: plasma membrane. Lineage: Eukaryota; Metazoa; Chordata; Actinopteri; Salmoniformes; Salmonidae. Gene Ontology annotation, molecular function: calcium ion binding; guanyl-nucleotide exchange factor activity. The record is from RefSeq and is a predicted model, not a curated record. The transcript is spliced from 18 exons. Gene Ontology annotation, biological process: Ras protein signal transduction; positive regulation of GTPase activity.